Molecule: messenger RNA, 1254 nt
Organism: Talaromyces amestolkiae
Lineage: Eukaryota; Fungi; Ascomycota; Eurotiomycetes; Eurotiales; Trichocomaceae
Exons: 2
Coding region: 1-1254 (417 amino acids)
Biological process (GO): L-aspartate biosynthetic process
Cellular component (GO): cytosol
Molecular function (GO): pyridoxal phosphate binding; L-aspartate:2-oxoglutarate transaminase activity
Source: RefSeq, a predicted model, not a curated record
AUGGCAAAUCAAUACCUUGGUUUUCGUGUCGCACCAGCGGAUGUGGCAUUUGGACUGAUGGCUGAAUAUGAAGCUGAUCCGCACCCUCGUAAAGUCUCCUUGAUUGCCGGAACAUAUCGUGAUGAAAAUGGCAGGCCUUGGAUCUUGCCUAGCGUUAAGGAGGCAAAGCAAAAUCUCAUGGCGAAUACCAGCCAUGAGUAUCUUGGUAUAGCGGGUUCGCCGAAGUUCAUCAAACUAGCAAAAUCACUCGUGUUUGGAGCGGAGCUUUCUGUUGAAAUAGAAGAUCACGUAGCAAGUAUCCAAACAGUCUCUGGCACUGGGGCAAACCACAUGGCUGCGCUGUUCCUGGCGAAAAAUCUCCGGCCAAAGCAUGUUUUGAUCCCCUCUCCAACUUGGGUCAAUCACAGGGCUAUCUGGGAUGCGGUGCAUGUUCCUAUCCUCGAGUAUCCGUAUUACUCGCCGGAGACCAAGAAAGUCGACAUCAAAGGCAUGCUUUCUGCACUGGAGGACACUGCCGAGACCGGUGAUGUGGUGGUUUUGCAAGCAUGUGCGCACAACCCCACAGGUGCAGAUCUCUCGCAGACAGAAUGGAAACAGGUGGCAGAUAUGGUGAAGCGGAAGAAGUUAUUCACAGUCUUCGACAGUGCAUAUCAAGGCUUUGCGACAGGCAACGUCGACCGAGAUGCCUGGCCUAUCCAGUACUUUGUCGAGCACAUUAUCCUUGAUAAGGAUUCCAAGUCGGGGUCUAAUAAUCACGGUCUGUGCGUCGCGCAAUCUUUCUCCAAGAAUUUUGGGCUCUACGGCGAGCGUGUGGGUGCCCUGCAUCUAGUGACGCCUCUCCACCUAUCCUCGCACGCUGUGCAGUCGGAAUUCCUCUGUAUGGCAAGGGCAGAGUAUUCAAAUCCGCCGCGAUACGGCGUGAGUAUUGUUGAGGAAGUUCUCGGUAAUGAGAGACUUCGAGCACAGUGGGAGAGGGAUUUGCUCACUAUGAGCUCCCGGAUUAGGGUAAUGCGACACGCUUUUCGACACAAGUUGGAAGAGAAUGGAGCACCUGGUGAUUGGUCGCAUAUUGAAAGCGAGAUUGGUAUGUUUAACUACACCGGGCUCAGGCGAGGCCAAGUUUCUCGCUUGCAGAGAGAGUUUCAUAUCUAUCUUCUGCCUUCGGGUCGCGUUAGUAUUUGCGGACUGACUAAAAAGAAUGUGGACUAUGUUGCAAAAGCUAUAGGGGAAGUGUUGAAGUCUGAAUCAGCUUGA